This is a messenger RNA of Fopius arisanus, 735 nucleotides long. RefSeq names its product vanin-like protein 3. The transcript has a single exon. NCBI's taxonomy places the organism in Eukaryota, Metazoa, Arthropoda, Insecta, Hymenoptera, Braconidae. The coding region runs from base 31 to 648 and encodes 205 amino acids. The record is from RefSeq and is a predicted model, not a curated record.
CCUGGCCUUCCGACCUAUGAAACACGUCCUAUGAACUCAAAAAUGAAGCAGGAGAAACUCUGCCAGUAUGACUUCUGUUGUGACUUCACCAUCGAGACAUCGAAUAUCGAUGCAAACUCGAAAUACAAACUGAUGGUGGUGAAUAGUCAACGGACAUUUGUCAAUUACACCACUAUCGGAUAUCAGGCUUGUGCGAUUGUUCUUUGUAGGAAUGAGUCAGUCAACACCUGCGGACUCCGAACGAAGUCGGAAACUGUCUUCUCACUGGUGAGAAUCACCGCCACUUUUGUUAAUCGAAAUAAUCUUAUGAUAAUGCCGAACUCAGUUAACUCAUCGCUAUUGCCCCUCGAUUGGACGUACAAUGAGAAAAUCGAGGAGGAUACGGUACAUAUCGAGGCUUUUCUCACUGCACCUGCCAAGAAUGUCCAGACACUCGGUCUUUUCGCGAGAAAAUUCGAGAGGGAUGUACUUACACAUCCGAGAGUACGGAGAAAUACCACGGUGUCAUCAGCCGUGAGCAUCCAAAUUUGGAUUCUAAUUUUUCUUGUAGUAACUUCCGUAACUUAUCUCCUCUACAAAAAAUACAGAUCCAAAUCUCAAGAUCAAACUAAUGGUUAUAAAAUACCACACAAAUCAUUUCAGCAGUGAAAUGAUUUAUGGAAUUUUGGGCGAAAGAAACUAGUUAUAAACUGUCAUAGUUAAAUAUUUUCUAUGAAUAAAAAACUGAAAAAAUUA